ACUUUAGGGGAGGUUUUUAUAUUUUACCCAAAAUACAAUCAGCCUAGGAGAAGGCACGAGAUAUUACCCACCCUAGGAUUUUAUCAUAUACACCAAAACUGCCCAAGCCUGAGACCCAAUUACAAAGUAGCCCAAAACAGAUCUCCCCUUGACACCCCUUGCUUGGCUAGAGAAUCAGCCAUUGCAUUUGCUGAUCUUCUGACCCACUGAACCCUGAUAGUCAUAUUCCUUGUCAUCCAUUUAACUUUCUUUAACAGAUCCCUGUAGCCCUAACAAGCUGUUUCUGGGCUAAUCAGCCAGCCUACUACUACCUUGGAAUCCCCUUCUACUAACAGAUUGUUCACUCCAAUUUGACUAGCCAUCUGUAUACCUUGUACCACUGCUAGUAGCUCUGCCCUUACUGAAUCACCUUCACCCACUGGUCCUGAAAUAGAGACAACAUAUUGCUGUCUCUUCUCUCAGAAUCCCACUGAUUUCGGAUGGCCCUAGGUUACCUUGGCAGCUUCCAUCAAAAUUCAAUUUUACCACACCAUCCGGUGGGGGAUUCCAUUCAAGUUGUGAUUUGAUCUUGGUGGAGAUUGUAGCAGCCACUGCAGCCCAAUUUCUCCUUAAGUCAUCAAAUGAGUAAUCUGCCAACAAGUGUGAAGAUUUUAACCAUGAGACGGUCCUUGUCAAUAUGGCGCUUGAAACCAUUCUUCCAUGGAACACAUCUUCCUUCCCAUCUUUACUAUUGACAGCUCUUCCACUUCACUGUUGCACCACCAUUAAAGAAGUCCAAUUAAAGUGAAUCAWGUCAUAAAAUCAGUAUUGAGAUCAAUAGGGUUUUCAGUUAUGUCACCCACCUCAACUCCUGGUUCAACCRCCCUGUUUCUUAMUUCAACUUGCUWUUUAACACUUGUCACCUCUUUACUCCCCUCUUCAAAAUUAAAGUUUUCCGUGGUAGUGUUCCCAACCACCCGUGCAAAGGUUCUGCUAUGCGUCAGAGGGGUUUCUUGUGUUUUAAGCCUUUGACUUUCCAUAUGUCCCAAGUCUUUUUGGCUCCCCAGAAGCUGUUGACCCAUUUUAGUAUAACUUCUAGUCUUUUUUGAAUCCUCUAAUAUGCUUCUUCCACGUACAACUUCUUCCUCAAACUCCUCACCUCCCUCCAUUCUAGCUUCCUUCCACAAGCUUGCUUCAAUGGAUGAAGCCAACCAGACUGAAACGAAAACACCCUCCACUCUUAUUUCCACCUUCCUUGGUAUAUUUUCAGGCCUCACUCUGCUCAGGAGAAUAGCCGCAGAAUGGAGGUCUCCCUAGUAAGCACCAUCCAGUUUCCCUCCACACAUAAGUGCAAUGACAUCUGCUACGUCUUGCUUCCAAAGAUGGAAAGGCAAUCCGAUUAUCCAUACCAGAACCCCAUCUUCAAUAGAGAAGUUUUUGGCAUUAGAGAGAGGAUUCCAUCUGAAGAUUGUAAUAGUUCCUAGUUCAGUCUGAAAAUUAACUACUGAGAAGUCUACUCUGUUCUCCCCAAAAUCAACUAGACCUUUACAUUUAUCAAAGGUAGUUGCAAUAAACUCACUCUCCAGCUUCAGAUUCAAGAUCAAGUAAUCUGCAACUCUCCUCCAGUCAACAGAUUGCAACCCUACAUCUAUUAUGAACUUACUAAUCCAUUUUUCCCUCUUUGAAUGUUCCAUCACCUGCACUGUCCAUUGGCUUUUGCUACAAUCACUGACUCUUGCUCCAUGUUUCCAGACAUACUGGACCUCUGAUACACCGCUUCUUCCCUCCCUGGACUCCCCUUUGUUACUUUUACUCCAUGGAGCAAAAAUUCCUCAAGCACACUACUCACUUCCCUCCAACCUUGACACUGUCUUCCUGCUGGGAAACAAACCAGCUGUUUCUUUCCUCCCUAAAAAACUCAGCCAGAGCUAUGUAGCAGCCCGUUGUAUUCUUUCUGCUUUCAACUAUAUAUUUCUUACCUUCAUCAGCUGCAAUCUCUUGCCUGUUGUUUUGCUUACCAUUCAAUCUUGCCCCUUCCACAAACUUCUGCAGCCAUUCCACUACUUCUAUCCCAGUCAACAGAACCAUAACCCUCCUUGCUUCCCUUAUUUUCAAACUCAGCUUUCCUCUACCUUUUUCUUCCUCAAACAGGAAGUACUUGGCUUAAACUUUCAGAUUUCUUCUCCAUCAACCUGCCUCAACAAAGCUUCCCUCCAUUUCUUUCUCCAUUGUCAUCUUACUGUUACCACUGCUCAACGUUUCACCUUCCUCCCUCUUCUUAUUUGGACACCACAUUUCUGCAGGAAUUUUCAGGAUUGGGAGGUAGAGAAUGCUACCAGCUUCUUAUGCUUGCUCCAAGAUACUCAGCUAAACAUAGAAAGGGAAGACGGUAGGGUGUGGAAGUGGGAGUCUGGCGGCUGUUUUUUUCUGUUAGAUCCUUUGUAAGCACCUCAUGGAGAAAAUGAGUAUCACAUUCCCGUCCAAAAUUGUGUGGAGACCCUAGCUCCAUCAAAAGUUUGCUUUCUGGUAGACAGAAGAACCAAGGGCAGUCUAAUUAGGAGGAGAAUAAAUAUUUAGGAUUUGCCCUGUAUCUUGCGCAUCAGGAAGAAGACAUGAUCGACCACCCCUUCAUACACUGCCAGGUUGCAUUUCAUGAUUUGAACUUCGAAGAGGAACGCGGAAACGAAGAAGUAAGGGCGGCGCCCCUGUUUUUCCGAGAAGAAACUGAAAAGGAAAAGGUGAAGAAAAAGGGGGCAGAGUUGUAUAGCAGAUAAGAACAAGAAACCAUGCAGUUGCAGCCCAAAAUAAAGAAAAAAAAGUUUUACAUAGCUGUCCCUCUGGAUCCUCUAUUUGUAGUCUCAGUCGCUCUUCCACUUCUCCCCCUUCUUCCCCACGUCGUUUGGAGCUCCUGCCGAGCACCUUACACCUAUUGCUAUAGAAAGGUUGAGCUCAACUUGAUUACACUAAUAUGAGCAUAUAGAAAAAGAAUACGAGAUGUCGGCCAAGAAAAUAAAGAAUCUAUUUGAAUAUCUGGAUCAAUGGGCUUGAUCGUCUGAUUGGUUUCACCAUUUCUUUCUUCUCCACCUCUCUCAAUUUGUGAGAACCGGAUCGGACAUUGAACCGAUAAUACUCGCCGUUCCGGGUUGAUGGUCAGGUCGGGUUUAAUAUUAUGGGCUAUUGGGCUUCUCUGGUUGGGUGGUCCUUGGCUCUCCUUCCAGAGAGCAAAAGAAGAGUGAAGCUGUGAAGGCUUUCGGUUUCGGAACUCGGUAUGCUUAAACCCCACCGGGUCAGUCAAGUAAUUUUAUUUUAAACCCUAGAAUUUGGAGGGAGGUUCAGACAGUCUGUGUCACACACUGUAAAGCCGUUGAUUUCGUAAAGCUUUUGGAGAAGCAUUUCCCGUCGCAAUUCUUUUCAACUCUCUCUCUCUCUGGAUGGAUUGAUUUGGGACCUUUCGUUCGUAGUGCUCCGCAUGAUGCAGAUAGCAAGAGGAGUCACGUUACCGUCUAAAUGUUGUGCUUCUCGAUUUAAGGACUCGAGAAGGGUGUUUACUGAGAUUUCCAAUGCUGUACAUGGGUCAAAGAUUUGGUGGCGUGGAAGGUCUUUUGCUGCUUCUGUUCCUUCUGACUCAUCUAAACCCAAGAGACAACAGAAAAGACUCUCAAAAGCUGAAAGACGUGCUAUGGUGGAAUCCUUUGUUGAUGAGUUCAGAGCCUCAAAUGCUGGAAAGUUCCCUACACCUUCUGUUGCCAGAAAACAUUUGGGUGGCUCGUAUUAUGUUAUCAGGCAGAUUCUUCAGGAACUAGAAUACAGAUCCAAACUACCCCCUAUAAGCAAAAAGGUUGAAACUUUGUUGGAAAAGGAAGAAGUAGUUAAGCAUGAAACACAAAUAAAAGUUGAAGAUAAAUUAAGCUGUGAAGCUACAAUGAGUUGCACCUCUUGUGAACCUGACUUGAGAAUUGAGGAAAAUAAUCACAUGACAAUCAUUGAUAACAAGGAGGUGGAUGAAGCAGCUAGCCAGCAUUUUAAAGCAAAAGAAGACUUGAGAAUUGAGGAAAAUAAUCACAUGACAGCUAUUGGUAACAAGGAAAUGGAUGAAGCAGCUAGCCAACAUUUUAAAGCAAAAGAAGGUCCUAAAGUUUCUCCUUGGAUUGAGAAUGCCUUAUCCAAAGAGUCUGAAGGCCCUACACCAACAGUUAGUCACUCUUCAGUUGGAACACCUAGUAUUCAGAGAAAACUGGAAAGCAAGGAUGUUCUUUAUCCAUAUCCUGAAAAACUAGAAAACAGUGAACAAAAAGAAGCUACUCAUGAAAAUUUGUUAGAUUCAAAUGGUCAAAAAGGAGACAUCAUGAAGGAGGCUGGUAAAGAAACACAUGAAUCAGAUAGAUUUGAAAGAGACAUUGCUAAAGAGAACAAAGAAGAACCGUCACAAAAGAGAUCAACUGUGUGGGGAAGCCUUAAGUCAUUUGCUGAUGGUAUCAUCAACCUAUGGAGAAAAAUGUAAAUCUUUGCCAAGCUAGAUGGUCUCAAUCAUGCUUAGAUUUUGUCCUAAUCACAAGGUCUCAAGGGAAUUGAACAUGAUAGCAUCUCAAUUGCAGAAAGCAGGGUUUUGUACCUGUGUUAGCAUCCAAGUUACUUGGAUUUUCAUACAUAACAAAAAAAUUGGCUGGAUUCUAAACAGAGAUGACUCACUGGGUAAGGUGAUGUCCUAAUUAAGCACUCCAUUUUGGAGGGGUGUGGAAUAUAUCAGAGUUGUAGCUUAAUGGUGUAAUGGAGAAUCUUUCUGGUUACCAAGGAAAAUCCAAAAAAAAAAAGAAAAAAAUUCUUUCAUUA
Messenger RNA from Nelumbo nucifera (sacred lotus), 4809 nucleotides. RefSeq lists its product as uncharacterized. The record is from RefSeq and is a predicted model, not a curated record. Lineage: Eukaryota; Viridiplantae; Streptophyta; Magnoliopsida; Proteales; Nelumbonaceae.